AUGACAAGUCCGAAUCAUCUGGAAAUUGGUGGUCAACGAGUAACAACAUAUUUUACCUAUCUUCAAGCCAAUUGUUCCAUGGGUGAAACUGAAUUUGUUGCGAUUCGAUUUAAUAGAACAUUCCAUGAACGAUUUUGUGAUAUUUUAGUUUGUGAUGAAAACGUCACCGAACAUGGCCUUCGAUUUCGGCCAAUACCCGGAAAUACAAUCUUUUGGUAUAAUACGGAUGAGUAUGGGCAAGUUGAUGAUUUGACAUUUCAUGCAGGUCGUCCACCUGGUGAAAAUGGUACCAAAAUUGGAUUGAAUGUUUGGACACGUGUAGAUAAAUUACGCUCGUCAACUAUAAAGUGA
Molecule: messenger RNA, 351 nt
Organism: Adineta steineri
Lineage: Eukaryota; Metazoa; Rotifera; Eurotatoria; Adinetida; Adinetidae
Source: the annotation of a GenBank genome assembly